Molecule: messenger RNA, 8779 nt
Organism: Danio aesculapii
Lineage: Eukaryota; Metazoa; Chordata; Actinopteri; Cypriniformes; Danionidae
Gene: kif1ab
Product: kinesin family member 1Ab
Exons: 48
Coding region: 311-5635 (1774 amino acids)
Biological process (GO): microtubule-based movement
Molecular function (GO): microtubule motor activity; ATP binding; microtubule binding
Source: RefSeq, a predicted model, not a curated record
ACCCCCCACCCAUCCCGUCCUGACGCACCGCCACUGCGCACCAGGCCCUGGUCCUGCCAGCGGGGGCUCCACCUGCAUUGAUGGUGCUGAAGCAGGGAGAGGCUACAGAGAGCACAGAGAGAAAACACAACAGCUGGGAGAGGAAGGAGACCGCGGAUGGAUGCGGAUUGAUGGAAUAACCAACUGCUCUGCGCAACGUUAACAGGAUAUUGCCAUCGGGAAUCAGGUGGCAGACGGCCUCUGAUUUCUGGCUGGGCUUCGGUCCAUCAGAUCCUGUGCAGUAGCAGAACCCCAGCACUCAGAUUUCACCAUGGCAGGAGCCUCGGUGAAAGUAGCCGUGAGGGUCCGACCCUUCAACUCACGAGAGAUCGGCAAAGACAGCAAAUGUAUCAUCCAGAUGUCCGGCAACACCACCACAAUUCUAAACCCAAAACAGCCAAAGGAGACCAAAAGCUUCAAUUUUGAUUAUUCCUAUUGGUCACACACAACCCCAGAAGAUGUGAACUAUGCAUGUCAAAAGCAGGUAUAUAGAGACAUAGGAGAGGAAAUGCUGCUUCAUGCUUUCGAGGGAUACAACGUGUGUAUCUUUGCCUAUGGCCAAACUGGGGCAGGAAAGUCAUAUACCAUGAUGGGCAAGCAAGAAAAAGACCAAGAAGGCAUCAUCCCAUUGCUAUGCGAGGACCUGUUUACCAAGAUCAAUGACAAUAAUGACAACAACAUGUCCUACUCGGUUGAGGUGAGUUACAUGGAGAUCUACUGUGAGCGCGUACGGGACCUUCUGAACCCAAAGAACAAAGGGAAUCUGCGUGUGCGAGAGCAUCCUCUGAUGGGACCCUACGUGGAGGACCUGUCAAAACUGGCUGUUACUUCCUACAAUGACAUCCAGGACCUGAUGGACUCUGGAAAUAAAGCCAGGACGGUGGCAGCCACCAACAUGAAUGAGACCAGCAGCCGCUCACAUGCUGUAUUCAACAUCAUCUUCACACAGAAACAACAUGACAACGAGAGCGAAAACACCACUGAAAAGGUCAGCAAAAUCAGCCUGGUCGACUUGGCAGGAAGCGAAAGGGCUGAUUCUACUGGAGCUAAAGGCACUAGACUCAAGGAAGGAGCCAAUAUCAACAAAUCUUUAACAACACUCGGAAAAGUUAUCUCUGCGCUGGCUGAGAUGGACUCUGCACCAAACAAGAACAAGAAGAAGAAGAAAGUUGAGAGCUUUAUUCCAUACAGAGAUUCCGUUCUGACAUGGCUGCUUAGAGAGAACCUUGGAGGAAACUCGCGCACUGCUAUGGUAGCAGCUCUAAGCCCUGCUGAUAUUAACUAUGACGAAACACUCAGCACACUCAGGUAUGCUGACCGAGCCAAGCAGAUUCGAUGCAAUGCUGUCAUCAACGAAGACCCCAACAACCGGCUGGUGCGUGAGCUGAAAGAAGAGGUGGCUCGUCUGAAGGAUCUGCUUUAUGCUCAGGGUCUCGGAGACAUCAUUGAGAUGACCAAUGCCAUGACAGGGAUGAGCCCCUCGCCCUCUCUGUCUGCCCUGUCCAGCCGAGUGGGGUCCAUCAGCAGCCUGCAUGACCGGAUCAUGUUCAGCCCAGGAAGCGAGGAAGCCAUUGAGAGGCUGAAGGAAACUGAGAAGAUAAUCGCGGAGCUCAAUGAAACUUGGGAAGAGAAGCUUCGCCGCACUGAGGCCAUUAGGAUGGAAAGGGAGGCACUUUUGGCUGAAAUGGGUGUGGCGAUGAGGGAAGAUGGAGGAACCGUUGGAGUCUUUUCGCCAAAGAAGACUCCUCACCUGGUCAACCUCAAUGAAGAUCCUCUCAUGUCUGAGUGCUUGUUGUACUACAUUAAAGAUGGAAUUACCAAGGUCGGUCGUGAGGAUGCCAGCAGUCGGCAGGACAUUGUGCUGAGUGGUCACUUCAUUAAAGAUGAACACUGUAUCUUCACAAGUACCACAAAUGCUAUAGGAGACGGUACGGUGGUCCUAGAGCCCUGUGAGGGAGCGGAGACGUAUGUUAAUGGCAAGAGAGUGACAGAGCCCACAGUUCUCAAAUCAGGUAACCGUAUCAUUAUGGGCAAAAGCCACGUGUUCCGCUUCAAUGACCCAGAGCAAGCAAGGCAAGACAGAGAGAGGACUCCAUGUGCGGACACACCAGUGGAGCCGGUGGACUGGGCCUUUGCCCAGAGAGAACUACUGGAGAAACAAGGCAUUGACAUGAAGCAAGAAAUGGAUCAGAGAUUACAGGAGCUGGAGGACCAGUAUCGCAAAGAAAGAGAAGAAGCAAGCAACCUUCUGGAGCAGCAGAGACUGGACUAUGAGAGUAAACUGGAAGCUCUUCAGAAGCAGGUCAACUCCAGAUAUUACCCAGAAACUACAGAGGAAGAGGAGGAGCUAGAAGAUGAAGUCCCAUGGACAAAACGAGAGACAGAACUAGCCCUCUGGGCUUUCCGGAAAUGGCGUUUCUAUCAGUUCACCUCUCUCAGAGACCUGCUCUGGGGAAAUGCCAUUUUCCUCAAGGAGGCUAAUGCCAUUAGCGUGGAGCUGAAGAAAAAGGUUCAGUUUCAGUUUGUGCUGUUAACAGACACACUGUACUCCCCGUUGCCUCCUGACCUCCUGCCACCCAGCAUAGCCAAAGACAGAGAGAAACGACUGUUCCCUCGCACCAUUGUAGCAGUAGAGGUGCAGGACCAGAAAAAUGGUGCCACACACUAUUGGACCCUGGACAAACUCAGACAAAGACUGGAUUUGAUGAGAGAAAUGUAUGACCGAGCAGCAGAAGUGCCCAGUACGGCAGUGGAAGACUGUGAUCAUAUCAUGUCCGGUGGCGACCCCUUCUACGACCGCUUCCCGUGGUUCCGUCUGGUUGGUCGCACUCCCAUUCUCAACACGUGCAUGAGCGAGCGCAUGAGUGGCCUUACCCUCUCCCCCACCCUCUCCGACCCCGACUCUGACAUAACCGAGCUCGCCGAUGAGCGGCAUUAUGGGAAGGUGGAGGUGGAGGAGGAGGAGCUGGAGGACCUGGACGAUGAGAUCUUUGUGGAGGACAAUGGCUCAGAGCUUGGGAGAGAGGAGGAGGAUGAUGGUGUGGGCGAGCGCUGCCCAGGUGUCAGCGAUGGCCAGGACCCCUUUUACGACCGCUGGCCUCUGUUCAGUUUAGUGGGAAGGGCAUUUGUGUAUCUGAGUAACCUUCUGUACCCCGUGCCAUUAGUGCACCGUGUGGCCAUUGUAAGUGAGAAAGGCGAGGUCAAGGGGUUUCUUCGUGUGGCAGUACAAGCCAUAUCAGCUGAUGAAGAAGCUCCUGAUUAUGGUUCUGGUGUGAGACAAUCAGGAACUGCCAAGAUUUCAUUUGAGGAUCAAGCGUUUGAAAAGUUUCAGACAGAAGCAUGCAGCAGUGGGAUGACUCAAACACACACAUCUGAAGAGGAGCUGCGUAUUGUUGAAGGAGAAGGACAAAACUCAGAGUUGGGACUCAGUGCUGAUGAGGUCAACAACAACACCUGCUUAGCCUCUCCAGAUGUUCCUGACAGUCCUCUGAAGGAUGUUCUGGAAUGUCCUCUAGAUGUGACUCAAGACAAAUCGCUUCAGCACUUGAAAAUUGGCAGCAACUUCACCUUUAGGGUCACAGUGCUUCAGGCAUCCAGCAUCUCUGCCGAGUAUGCAGAUAUCUUCUGCCAAUUCAAUUUUAUUCACAGGCAUGACGAGGCAUUUUCCACUGAGCCAUUAAAGAAUACUGGCCGAGGGCCUCCUCUGGGAUUCUACCAUGUACAAAAUAUAACUGUGGAGGUCACCAAGUCUUUUGUGGAAUACAUCAAAAGUCAGCCAAUCGUUUUUGAAGUAUUCGGCCACUACCAGAAGCAACCCUUCCCUCCUCUUUGCAAGGACUUAAUUAGUUCAUUACGUCCAAUGCGAAGGCAGUUUCCCAGGGUUAUGCCUUUGUCAAAGCCAGUGCCCGCCACCAAACUGAGCACGCUCGCUCGCUCCACCGCAGGCCCCUGCCACUGCAAAUAUGACCUUAUGGCUUUCUUUGAGAUCUGUGAGCUGGAGGCCAACGGGGAUUACAUCCCUGCUGUUGUUGAUCACAGGGGUGGAAUGCCCUGCCAUGGUACAUUCCUGUUGCAUCAGGGCAUCCAAAGAAGAAUUACAGUCACUAUUGCCCAUGAAACCGGCAAUGAUAUUGAGUGGAAAGAAGUGAAAGAACUUGUCAUAGGGCGCAUCCGUAACACACCCGAGGCGGAUGAGACUAUCAUCGACCCCAACAUCCUGUCCCUCAACAUCCUGUCUUCAAGCUACAUACGGCCGACUUAUGAUGACAGAGUGUCAUUGGGAAGUGACCAUAGGACAUUCUACCGCUUCGAGGCAGCAUGGGACUCUUCGAUGCACAACUCUCUCCUGCUCAACCGUGUCACUCCAUAUGGAGAGAAAAUUUACAUCACUCUUUCCGCCUACCUGGAGAUGGAGAACUGCACUCAGCCCACUGUGGUCACUAAGGACUUCUGCAUGGUGUUCUACUCCAGAGAUGCUAAACUGCCUGCAUCUCGAUCCAUUCGAAAUCUUUUCAGUACUGGUGCCUUCAGGCCAUUAGAGAGCAACUGUGUGACUGGAGUGUACGAAUUAAGUCUCUGCCAUUUGGCUGACAUCGGAAGUCCUGGUAUGCAGAGGAGGCGCAGACGGGUGCUGGACACCUCAGUGGCGUAUGUGCGUGGAGAGGAAAACCUGGCGGGUUGGAGACCCCGCAGCGACAGCCUCAUCCUGGACCACCAGUGGGAGCUGGAGAAACUCAGCCUCCUACAAGAGGUUGAGAAGACGAGGCACUAUCUUCUGCUGAGAGAGAAGCUGGAAGCGUCUCUGCUGCUGGGACAGGACUCUUUCUAUGGCAAAGAUCUGAUGGACUCACCGAAAGCCACCAGCCCCAUGAUCAGCCCGGUAGUGAGUCUGGGUCUGGACAGCCCCAAUGAGAGGCAGAGGGAGCUGGCUGCCAAGUGUGUGCGACUGCUCAUGCACACCUUCAACAGGCAGUACAGCCAGGUGAGCAGCAGUCUCAGUGAGAGCAAGCUGUCAGAGAUUUCCGCGUCUCUUUUAAGAGACAGUGUUACUUCACCUCUGAGCUCUCUGACGCCUUCCUCCACCUGCCCAUCACUGCUGGACGGUCACUAUGGCAGUGCAGACUUCAGAGGUGCUGAGGCAAACUCUGGUGCUUCUAGCCCUGAUCUUGACCCAUUCAGUCCUAUUGAGAGAAAACCAAGGACCUGCACCUUCAUACCCAAUAUCCAGGAGAUUCGUGUCAGCCCUAUUGUGUCGAAGAAAGGCUAUCUGCACUUUCUGGAGCCUCACACCAGUGGCUGGGUGAAGCGGUACAUCGUGGUACGGCGGCCGUAUGUUUACCUGUACCGCAGCGAAAGAGACUGUGUGGAGCGAGCCAUCAUCAACCUGUCCUCCGCUCAGGUGGAGUACAGUGAAGAUCAGCACACCUUGAUGAGGGCUCCUAACACUUUCACAGUGUGCACUGAGCACCGCAACAUCCUCCUCCAGGCCACAAAUGACAAAGAGAUGCAUGACUGGCUGUACGCGUUCAACCCACUGCUGGCAGGAACUAUCAGGUCUAAGCUUUCCAGAAGAAAAUCAGGACAGAUGAGGAUGUGAACCUGUUUUUUUCCCUUCUGGCUCAAUCCAUAAACAGAUAGCUAACAGGCCGUUGUGAUGUAAUUAGGUCAUGUGAUCAUAAGUGCCCAAUCCCCAUGUCAUCACAGCUGCCUCUUGCCUGCCCUGCCCGUCUGUCCAUGCCAACCACAGACUGUGAGUGUGUGUGUGUGUAUGUGUGUGUGUCAGGCCCUAUUUAGUGUACAUUCGAAAUAUACUAUCGAAAUAUACUGCACCUCCCACUCACAUAGCUAAAAACUAGAAUGGCAAACAGCUUCUUAGACACAAAACCCCACUCUUAAAGGAACAGUUCACCCAAAAAUGUCACCCUUCACUUCAGUUGAACACAAAAGAUAUUUGGAAGAAGAAUAAAUAAAAAUGUUCUUCAGAAUAUCUUCUUUUGUCUUUUAAAUGUGAGUAAAUAGUGUGUAAAUGUACAUUUUUGGGUGAACUAUCCCUUUAAAGUCAUUCAUACAUUUGUAAAUGCGACUCGAUGCUCUGUUUGUGUGUGUGCGCUUCUGCAGAGUAGAUUUCAAGUGCUUUUACCUGGCUCGGUUAUUGCCUCUUGGUUUUGAUCAUUAUGCUUUUUGAAGGGAGCUAAUUUGCAGAUGGCCUUUUAUGCAGUGGAUAUCGUGAUGGAUUUUAGACCGAAAGAGGUAACUGUCUAAUGUUUCAUCAAAAACCAUCUGCCAUUUACAGAGGUUUAAUUUGUGUUUGAAUUUCCAUCAGAAAUGUCUUUUUUACAUUACAUCUUUUACGUUACACUUAUUUAUUAAGCAUUGUAUGUUUUAUAAACAUGAGUCCACUAUUUGUAGUGCGCUACAAAAAUUAUUUCUCACCUUGCACUUUUGAUAAUGAGCUUUAUUUCACAGAUUUGGUUUGAUUCGUUUGCACAAGAGCUCUGCUGCUAAGAGAAUCAGCUUAUUUGGUGUUUUUAUUUUAAUUGAUUACUUUUCAUCCGCUUGUUUUUACGCACAAAAUUAGCUAGCUUUGAUGCUGAACUUCCACUUAACACAUACAUCAGAGUACAUUUAAACUUCUGAAUUAAUGAAGAGUUCAUUUAAAUUAUGCUGGAGGAUUACGUUCAGAAAUACUGCAUCUACACUCUUCAAAAUAAAGGUACUUUUUUGACAUCUAACAUGAAACGUUCUAUUGCACAUAAAAAUAUUUAGCAAAUAAAGGUUUUAUGUAAGUUCACCCUGAAAUAUAAUCCGUUUGAGCCAAAUAGUAAGUAUACAUUAUUUGACAUGCUGUCCAGAAUGAUGGCUCUGAGUUCAGAAUGACGUAAAUGAGGUGAAUGGGUUAUAUGCACAACUAGUGUUUUUCAGCCAGUGAUAAACCUCUGGUGAAAGCUUAAUGUGACUAUUUUCAGCUCUUAAGGUUCAUUUUCUAGCUUCGAUGUUGUAAUGUAAUUACAAUACAUUCAGUUAAAUACUUACAGUAAGCAUUAAUUUAAUUGUUCAAGCGCAAAACGAGAUGGAAGACUGUGCUAGCACUGUCAGGAUCAGCAGGCGAACGCAGAAACUUAUUUGAAAAUACUGGGAUAAAAUAAACCGUUUUUCAUCAUAUUUUAAACACAUGGCGGGGGAAAAUGGAAUUUAAUGCAGUGCUUCUUGUCCGGUCUGAGGCCCACUGUAUAUCGGAUAUCAAUCAGGCAGUGAAGAUCACAGAUUUUUUAUGAAAUCAGACCUUAAACAUGGCAAUUUUAUAAUGGAAAGACUUAUGCUGGUGGGCUGAAAUUAAAGGUCUGUGUGCAUAUACCCCAUUGCAUGGAUAUACACAUGAAGUGUUCAGAUGCAAAAACCUCUAAACGCUGUUUGCAUUUUUAUUUGGCUCCUGUGUGUAGGUUCAGUGAUUUCACUUUCAUUGCAAAUAAUAAGUCCUUUACAUGGUAUUUAAAGUUAAAUAUCUUAACAUAAACAAAGCAGCCUGGGAAAAAUGUUAAUUUUCUAUGGAAAUUUCAGAAGGCUCUGAGAGUUUUUUUGCAUCUGAACUCUUCACAUAUACUUAUCAAGCUAGUUAGGAUGACUAGGUAAACGAGCUGUACUUGAAUUGGUUUUAUGCUAAUUAAAAACAGUCAAAUGCAUAGGAUUUUAAAGUAUGCUCAAUUUAACUGCAUGUGCAUAAACAUGAGCACUAGAAAUGUGUUACUUUUUCUUUCCAAAAUUUAUGCUAAAAUAUUAUUUCUAUUUAUUUGUUUAGAAUAGAGUCGCCGAUGUUGAUUGAAGUCUGUGGGCCGAAUAUAUACCAAACCGAAUAUGUAGUAUAUACCAAACUGUAUUACAUUAAAUUUGCCAUAGGGAAUUUACUAAUUUAUUUGCUAAUAUUUCAAAAUAACUAGAAAACCUAGAAAACAAAAAAAAAAAGAACCCCGUUUAUAACACAAUGCAGUUCAAUGCUGAAUGCAUUGGUUGAGCUACUCCUUCCUUUGCCUUGAUUUGCUCGCCGAUGUCUUGUGCAUUGACCCCUAUCUGUCAUGUGACAGUAUUUACAUGUUAAAAGUCUGAUACAUUUAUAACAUUUACUUUCAGUUGGCUUUAUGUAGCUCAGCAAUAAAACAAAGAAACAAAAGGGUGCGUUAAAUUCGAAAUCUCUCUAAGUUCAAUACCUCUGUCAAAGGAAUUCACCUCAACCACCUUCCCGUCAUUUCAGAUGGGAUGGUGGGCCAAAUCAAAGGAUACCAUGGACCAAUUUUAGCCCACAGGCCCUACUUUGGGCAUCUCUGAAUUAAAGUUUACUUUGGGGUUUUCUCAGUAAGAUUCAUGUAAUCAAAUUUGCAAUGUCUAUUCUGCUAAUGCACUUUAUUGAUUAGAUGAACAGUUAAUCCUUAUUCUUUACCACACCCCUAUUAUUUUAAUUUGCUAUGAGGGAAUGAUGCAAAAAAAGAAAGCCCCGCCCCUAUUCAAUAUCCACUUGUUAAGUCGUGACUUCUCAGUGACGUAUGGAAUACUGUUUCCGGGUCCAAGCCACUACUCAUUUAAAUUGGGAAAAUAUUCAUUUAUGACCAUUAAGUAAAUUUUGUAUAAAAUCAUAGUGUACACAACAGUCUCUGGACUUGCUGCAUCACAAAUACCAACAUUUUAACAAUUUAUAAGAAAUUAAUCAUUUUCUGGUCAUCUGAUAUUAGGCAUGGAUAUAUAUAUAUAU